AUGUCGGCUACCGCGCGGGCGGCGACCCUGCGAUCCCAAGUGCUGAAUCUGAAAACAUAUGGUAGCACGGUCGCUCUUCAGCAGUCGCUGAUCCGUUCGACCUCUCAUACGACGUUGCUAGCCGCGAGGUCUUCCCUUCUCGUCAAACACGAAUGUCCUGUAUCCUCAAUCUUCUCCCCGUACGCUGCUCUUCCACUCACUAGAUCGUUCCACGCCGGCACUGCUCGCUGGCAGCAGCAGCAACAACAACAACAGCAACAAAAAGAAACCAAGCCCAACGACGCAAACAAGGACAAGGACAAGAAAGAAGAAUCGAAAGGUGAGGAGAAGGAAGAGAAGGAGGGAGAUAAAGAGGAAGCCCCACAACCACCUCAUGGAGAUAAGACGCCUUGGCAGGUGUUCCGCGACACUCUCCAGUCGGAGUUCAAAGCCUCCAAGGAAUGGAACGAAUCGACAAAGGCUCUUGCCUCCUCAGCACACCAGUUCACCGAGAACGAGAAUAUCAAACGUGCUCGCGCCGCUUACGAGGCUGCCUCAGGAGCUGCCUCUAGCCACACCUCAUCCGCAUUCAAGACUACAGGUCAGGCCAUUGGUAAGAGUGCUGCGUGGACAUGGAACACGCCUGUUGUGAAAGGCAUUCGAAAGGGCGUGAAUGCAACUGGUUCGGGAAUAGAGAAGGCGACACGGCCUGUGCGGGAGACCGAGGCUUACAAGAGCGUGAAGGAUGCCAUAGACGAUGGCAGUAGCUCUCGCUAUGGCGGCUGGAUCGAAAAGGAGGAGCGUCGCAAGCAGCGGAAAUUGCGUGAGGAGAUGGAAGCUAAGACCGGCCGCAAAACUGAGCCAAUGGUGGAGGAUCCGAACGCGGGUACCAACGUCACCCUUCACAAGGACUCGGCUUGGAAAGAGUCGUGGCGCGAUUUCAAGGAUUCGAACCCUAUGAUGCAGAAGCUUUUCACGUUAAAGGAAACCUAUAACGAAUCCGAGAAUCCUCUUAUUAGUACCGCGCGCAGCAUUUCGGACCGUGUGGCAGGAUUCUUUGCCGAGAAUGAGACCGCCCAGGUGAUCAAGAAAUUCCGGGAGAUGGAUCCGAACUUCCAGAUGGAAGCUUUCCUGCGUGAGAUGCGCGAGUACAUCCUCCCAGAAGUGCUCGAUGCCUACGUCAAGGGGGAUGCCGAAACUCUUAAGCUUUGGCUUUCCGACGCACAGUACCAUGUCUAUGCUGCUCUUGCACAACAGUACACCACUGCCGGACUCAAAUCGGAUGGUCGCAUCCUGGACAUUCGCGGUGUUGACGUCUCCCACGCUCGCAUGCUGGACCCUGGCGAGAUCCCUGUAUUUGUAGUCACUUGCCGCACCCAGGAGGUCCAUGUCUACCGGAACACGAAGACGGGCGAGCUUGCGGCCGGCAUGGAAGAUAAGGUCCAGCUAGUGACAUACGCCAUCGGUCUGACUAGGAUCCCCGAUGAUGUCAACAAUCCGGAAACCCGAGGAUGGAGAUUGAUCGAGCUGCAGAAGGCUGCUCGUGACUACAUCUAA
Aspergillus tanneri is the source of this 1536-nucleotide messenger RNA. RefSeq names its product protein translocase subunit TIM44 (gene tim44). Gene Ontology annotation, molecular function: protein-folding chaperone binding. The coding region runs from base 1 to 1536 and encodes 511 amino acids. The transcript has 2 exons. Lineage: Eukaryota; Fungi; Ascomycota; Eurotiomycetes; Eurotiales; Aspergillaceae. The record is from RefSeq and is a predicted model, not a curated record. Gene Ontology annotation, cellular component: mitochondrial inner membrane. Gene Ontology annotation, biological process: protein import into mitochondrial matrix.